GGCGAGCUUUUUCGGUGGACAAACUUCUCGUGGAUUUUUGCAAACGUAACGUGGUUUGAGAGUAUUUUAUACUUCUUUAUACUUAAUUUCAGUUUAAUAAUAUCUGAAAAAUGGAAAAGCCCGUAGUUUUGGCGCGUGUGAUGAAAGUUCUGGGACGUACCGGCUCCCAAGGACAGUGUACUCAAGUAAAAGUCGAGUUUAUCGGCGAGCAAAAUCGUCAGAUUAUCAGAAACGUCAAAGGACCCGUCAGAGAAGGCGAUAUUUUAACGCUGUUGGAAUCUGAGAGAGAAGCAAGAAGAUUAAGAUGAAUCUUUCUUCUUCCUCAUCUAAUUAUAAGCUGAAGUACGAUACCACCUGUCCUACGAUCAUCAUCUACGUUUUGAAGAGAACUAAUAUGGAAUCGAACAUGUAAACCAUCUGAUGUUCGUGUGUUUAUCACAAUAAAGUAUUGUCGUUUUCAUAA
Planococcus citri (citrus mealybug) is the source of this 463-nucleotide messenger RNA. Its product is annotated as small ribosomal subunit protein eS28. Gene Ontology annotation, cellular component: cytosolic small ribosomal subunit; ribosome. Gene Ontology annotation, molecular function: structural constituent of ribosome. NCBI's taxonomy places the organism in Eukaryota, Metazoa, Arthropoda, Insecta, Hemiptera, Pseudococcidae. The record is from RefSeq and is a predicted model, not a curated record. The transcript has 2 exons. Bases 111 to 308 code for a protein of 65 amino acids. Gene Ontology annotation, biological process: translation; ribosomal small subunit assembly; maturation of SSU-rRNA.